ACUAAUUUCGCAAGUACUCUAUCCACAAGUGCUAUGAAACCCAUCAGAAGAAUCACCUCCAACGACGACCUCGCCAAGUGGAUCGACUCAGACGCGUACAAAAAGAUUGUGGAGUUUGUGGAAGCCCUCCAGGAUCUGGUUUUGGGCCUCACAAACGAAUCUCCAUGUGAAGAGUCCAGCACCAUCACCACACUACUCAAGAUCUUGGAUCAGGUCCAACACAUAAUCGACGCCAAUCCCGUAGUGCAUGAGAAGAACGUGUCACGGUUCGGCAAAGUCGAGUUCCGUGAUUUCUAUAACCAAGUUGCCAGUGAGAGCACCGGGUUGGUUUCGCUAUUGACUGACGAUAUCGAUACAGUGACGGAGGCAAACACAUAUUUCAUCGAGUCCUGGGGUAACUGCACCCGAAUAGACUAUGGGUCGGGCCACGAGUUAAACUUCGUGUGCUUCUUGCUAUGUCUUCAUGAAAAAGGCGUUCUUCUUAAACAAGACUAUGCUGCUGCUAUCUUGAAGGUGUUCACCAAGUACAUUUCCAUUAUGAGAAACCUCCAGAAAAACUAUUGGUUGGAACCAGCUGGUUCCCACGGCGUGUGGGGGUUGGACGACUACCACUUCUUAACGUUCUUGUUCGGGGCAUCUCAACUUGCAACGCAUCCUUAUAUGAAACCCAAGCUGAUCCACAAUGAAGAGUUGGUGGAAAUGUAUUACAAACAGUAUAUGUACUUUGAGUGCAUCCAUUUCAUUAACUCCAUCAAGACGGUACCCAGCAACCAGCAGAGGUUAAGUAUUAGAUGGCACUCACCUAUGUUGGACGAUAUUCUGUCGGCGAGAUCCUGGCAGAAGAUCAAGGAUGGAAUGAUUAAGAUGUAUAAGGCUGAGGUUUUGGGAAAACUCCCCAUUAUCCAGCACUUUAUGUUUGGGGACAUUUUGAAGUGUCCUGCUGGAGUUCUCGAGUACAAUGAAGAAGAAGGUAAUGACCAACUUCAUGACCACGAUCAUCAUCACUCAGAAAUGAAUAAUACGUGGGGAGACUGCUGUGGGAUCAAGAUUCCCAGUGCCAUUGCCGCAUCGGAACUGUUGCGGUUGGAGAAAAAACCCAUUCCGUUUGAUUAGCAAUGUAUAUUACACGGUAUGGAAACUAAACUACUCGGUGUAACCGAUUUUGGUGGCAAUGAGUAUGUUUCUGGGAAACGCCCCUGGCACCGGCAACAACACCUUUAAUCGGCCCUUGGACUCCUCAUACUUGGAGACAUGGACAUACCCCAAAAUGCACGCGUCGAGCAAGUCAUUGGGCAGUUUGUUGGUAGCCGGCAAUUGUGUCACUGCUAACACCAAGUUUUCAAGGUUAUUGGCAGAAAAGUCGUCGAUUUUCUUGUAAUACUUGUCCAAAGUAUCCUCCUUCUUUUCAGUUUCCUCAGUUGCAUCGGGUGCAAAGGAAUCUCCUGAUGGAGCGAACAAUAAACUCGAAUUGAACUCGGACGAGUCUACCGGCUGGUAGAACACAAAGUCCGAAAUGGUAAUUUCCGUUUUGAAGGGGGACAACGGGUUGCGGAAGUACCCGUUGAAGUACUGCUUGAUGGUCUCUUCCUGACACUUUCUUAUAUAGCUUUCGUCAAGCUCCACCACUCCUUCGCUUUUGGACAACUUGAUAAUACACAACAGAUUGUUAGACACUUUGUGCACAAAUUUCUUCUGUAGGUCUAUAGAGAGCUUCUCAUUGCCUAUCACCACGAUAUGGUCCACCUCAAAGUCAGACACAAUAUCCUCGAUCAAUCGUAUAUCUUUUAUGGUCAACGCGGGUGUAUCGAUGAUAACUCCACUGUUUUUUACGGCAAUAUCCUCUUCCAACCGCGACAUGGUGGCCACACCGAGCUUCGAGAUGUGGUGUCUGUAUAAGUCCAAGUUGGCGGCAAAGUCCUCGAAUCCGUAGUUUUUCACGAGUGGCUGUUUGGGGUUGUGGUAGGUGGUACCACUGGUGGUCAGACCACCGUAGCCGCCCACGGCCUCUAGGUCGAAGUUGUCACUAAUAGGGGUGGCCGUCAAGGCACCGGGCAUAGCGAACACCCCGUCCCGUGGGUUUAAAUUCACUAGUAUGGGACAUCUGUCCAUCUUGAACCCAUAUGAACACAAGAUCUUGGCCACCGUCGACUUCCCGCUGAACUUGGGCCCAAGAAGUAACACCUUCGGAGCAGGAGUCUGGUUGACACUGUGCUGAUUGACCAAGUUACGGUCGGUGGCUUCCUGGCGCUUUUUCUCCAAGUAGAAGUGGAGGUUGACGACUUGUUUCAUGGACAAAGUAUCACUGCUGAUAUAUUCGCUAAUGGAUGCGGGCUCAUUGGUGGUGUUGGACUGUUCCUUGUUGAUCUUGAGUGUGUACUGCAACUUGCAUCCUUGGGGCAACGGCGCGUAGACACUGUAUUUCACUCCUGAGAAGCUGAGGUCCGUGUUUAUGGGUAAUUCGGUGCCGAAGAUUUCGGCGAUUCCGUCGAGGAUUUUAAGGGAAAGAGAGAGCUUGAAGGGGACUUCGAAGCGCCAUUCGUGGUUUUCGGGGAUGGUGAUGGUGAUGGGGAGGUUUGAUUCGACGUCGGCGUCUGGUCUGUUAAACCCUGGGAUGAGCUCCAUGAUGAAAAGUGAGAAUGCGAAUGUUUAUUUAGACCAGCUAGAUAGGUAUUCAGAGAGAAGGGUUGUACCACCGUCCCCUAAGGGGCGGUGUUCACGGUACUAGUAGAAUGAGUAGGGACAUUGAAUGUUAGACAUUCGAUGCCACUUAUAAAUAGUGUACAGUCCCCACCUAAGCAGAACUAAAGUCUAAUUUCUUGGGCCGGAUGUGCGCCUGGCGCUCCAGUAACCGCACUAUCUUCUUCUCGCCCGUCUUAUUGUUUACCAACUCGAGGUGUGUCAGGUAGUCCACCUGCAGUUUGUUGCUAUUGAAGGGAUUUUGGAUAUUGAGGUUAGCUUUACGUGCUGGGUUGGCAGAAAGAAACGGGUUAACCAUUGGUUGUCUCUUUCGAAUCACCUGCUCUUCGUCAGCCUCAUCGUCUGAAAAGUACUUGGCUGAGUUGCCAUACCAUUCGUGGACUGUGAAGUCGUUGAUCAUCUGGUGACCGGGCGUCAGAGGCACAUCGGGAGCCCUCAGCACAGGAGAAGAGGGCUCUUCAAACGGGUUCCGACUGAUACGAGUAGGCGACUUCAACAUCCGCAAGUUCGAAUUAGAGAUGAACUUGGUUGUAUCGGUGGGCUUGAGAAAGAACUGGUCCAUCUCGUCCGAGCUUUCAGGUUGCUCUUGGUCAACUUCUUCCAUGUCAGUUUCGAAUUUCAACCCGUUAUUUAACAGGGUCAAUGCAUCGAACUUCAAGGCUGCCGGCUUGAUUUUGGUCAAAUUGGCGUUGGAGCUGGUGGCACUUUUUCUACCAGACCCAAUGGUGGAAGGUGUUGGCAACAAGAGCCCGAAAUGGUCUUGGUGGAAGCUAUUGGGUGUAACAGAGGCUGUGGGAGACUCAAGUUUGAAGAUGUUUUCGAUUUUCUUUCGGCGCUGUAAGCGGGGCGACUUGUGAGGAGUGAACUCAGGGGUGAUGGGGGCCAACAAGUGUUUUGAUUGUUGGGGCUGAUGAGAAGUGUUUGUGGAGCCGCUGUUCAUGGCCGAGAAAAAGUUUUGGACCUUCUUGGAAGUCGAUUGGGGUGUCUUAAGAGUCCCAAAUUUGGAUGGGCCGAUGGUGACACCUUUUCUUAGACGCGGAGGUGUGGAUGGGGGAGCGAACCGGUCAGCUUUCAUGAUUUGAUGAUAACUAGCAACAGAAAUCGAGUACACGUCUGCAGAAUUUUUUGUGGGUUUUAGGCGCGCUCUUUUGCCAGCGUGCGCAAUGAGAACCGUCGUG
This is a messenger RNA of Yamadazyma tenuis ATCC 10573, 3875 nucleotides long. NCBI's taxonomy places the organism in Eukaryota, Fungi, Ascomycota, Pichiomycetes, Serinales, Debaryomycetaceae. The record is from RefSeq and is a predicted model, not a curated record.